GUGUGCGCGCGUGUCUCUGUGUGUGUGUGUGUGUGUGUGUGUGUGUGUGUGUGUGUGUGUGCCCGCGUGUGCACGCUCCGCGCCGGGGCUUUGUGCGAGCUGCGCGCAGCAGCGGUAGGAGGGGACAGAGCCGCUCCGCACCGCACCGGCAGCCCCGGCUCCGCAGGUGCCUCCCGACCGCCACCGGCACCGGCCCCGGCCCCGGCGGGACGGGCGCCCUACGAUGAGCCCCGGGCCGGAGCCCCCUGCCCCGCUGCCCCUGGGGCCGUAGGGCCGAGCCCCUACCCCCCCCCCUCCCCCCCGCCCCAGUCCCCCCCCGACGAUGCCCCGGCUCUGGGCGGCUCUGGGCGGCGUGCUCUGGGAGUACUGCGCUGCGCUCCUGCUUGGCGGCUUCUGGGGCCAGGGCUCGCAGGGGAUGCCGCAUGUCAUCCGCAUCGGAGGAAUCUUUGAGUACGCAGAUGGCCCCAACACGCAGGUUAUGAGUGCCGAGGAGCAAGCCUUUCGAUUUUCCGCCAAUAUUAUCAACAGAAACAGAACCUUGCUGCCUAACACAACGCUCACCUACGACAUCCAGCGGAUACACUUCCACGACAGCUUUGAAGCAACCAAGAAAGCCUGCGACCAGCUCGCCCUCGGGGUCGUAGCGAUAUUUGGCCCGUCCCAAGGCUCCUGCACCAACGCCGUCCAGUCCAUCUGCAAUGCCCUGGAGGUCCCCCACAUCCAGCUGCGGUGGAAGCACCACCCGCUGGACAACAAGGACACGUUCUACGUCAACCUGUAUCCCGACUACUCUUCCCUCAGCCACGCCAUCCUGGACCUGGUGCAGUACCUGAAAUGGAGGUCAGCCACCGUGGUGUACGAUGACAGCACAGGCCUGAUUCGGCUGCAGGAGUUGAUCAUGGCCCCGUCGAGGUACAACAUCCGCCUGAAAAUCCGCCAGCUGCCGCUGGACACGGACGACGCGCGGCCGUUGCUGAAGGAGAUGAAGCGGGGCCGGGAGUUCCGCAUCAUCUUCGACUGCAGCCACCUGAUGGCGGCUCAGAUCCUCAAGCAGGCCAUGGCGAUGGGAAUGAUGACAGAAUACUACCACUUCAUCUUCACCACUCUGGAUCUUUAUGCAUUAGACCUAGAACCAUACCGCUACUCUGGGGUGAACCUGACCGGCUUCCGGAUCCUCAACGUGGAGAACCCACACGUGUCGUCCAUCAUCGAGAAGUGGUCCAUGGAGCGGCUGCAGUCAGCGCCCAAGGCGGAGCUGGGGCUGCUCGACGGCGUGAUGAUGACAGACGCUGCCCUGUUGUACGACGCGGUCCACGUGGUCUCCGUGUGCUACCAGCGAGCCCCCCAGAUGACCGUCAACUCCCUGCAGUGCCACCGGCACAAAGCCUGGAGGUUCGGUGGCCGCUUCAUGAAUUUUAUAAAAGAGGCCCAAUGGGAAGGAUUAACUGGACGAAUUGUCUUUAACAAAAGCAGUGGCUUACGGACGGAUUUUGACUUGGACAUCAUCAGCCUCAAAGAAGACGGUCUCGAAAAGGUUGGCACGUGGAACCCUUCCAACGGUCUGAACAUCACCGAAAUUGCCAAGGGACGAGGGCCCAACGUCACGGACUCGCUCAGCAACAGAUCUCUCAUUGUCACCACUGUCCUGGAGGAGCCCUUCGUCAUGUUCCGCAAGUCCGACACCGCCCUCUUUGGGAACGACCGCUUUGAGGGCUACUGCAUCGACCUGCUGAAGGAGCUGGCCAUCAUCCUGGGCUUCACCUACGAGAUCCGCCUGGUGGAGGAUGGGAAAUACGGCGCGCAGGACGACAAGGGGCAGUGGAACGGCAUGAUCAAGGAGCUCAUAGACCACAAAGCUGACCUGGCCGUCGCUCCUCUCACCAUCACCCACGUCCGGGAGAAAGCCAUCGACUUCUCCAAGCCCUUCAUGACCCUGGGGGUCAGCAUUUUGUACCGCAAGCCCAACGGGACCAACCCCAGCGUGUUCUCCUUCCUCAACCCCUUGUCUCCCGACAUCUGGAUGUACAUCCUCCUCGCCUACCUGGGGGUCAGCUGCGUGCUCUUUGUCAUAGCCAGGUUCAGCCCAUACGAGUGGUAUGACGCUCAUCCCUGUAACCCCGGGUCGGACAUCGUGGAGAACAACUUCACCCUGCUCAACAGCUUCUGGUUCGGGAUGGGCGCGCUGAUGCAGCAAGGCUCGGAGCUGAUGCCCAAAGCUCUGUCUACACGGAUCAUUGGUGGCAUAUGGUGGUUCUUCACCCUAAUUAUCAUCUCGUCCUACACGGCCAACCUUGCCGCCUUCCUGACGGUGGAGAGGAUGGAAUCCCCCAUCGACUCGGCAGACGACUUGGCAAAGCAGACAAAAAUAGAGUACGGAGCAGUGAAGGAUGGAGCUACCAUGACCUUCUUCAAGAAAUCCAAAAUUUCCACAUUUGAAAAAAUGUGGGCCUUCAUGAGCAGCAAACCCACGGCACUGGUUAAAAGCAACGAGGAAGGCAUCCAGCGAACCCUCACGGCCGACUACGCCCUCCUGAUGGAGUCGACCACCAUCGAGUACAUCACCCAGAGGAACUGCAACCUGACCCAGAUCGGGGGGCUCAUCGACUCCAAAGGCUACGGCAUUGGGACUCCCAUGGGCUCCCCGUACCGGGACAAGAUCACCAUCGCCAUCCUCCAGCUGCAGGAGGAGGACAAGCUGCACGUGAUGAAGGAGAAGUGGUGGCGGGGCAACGGCUGCCCUGAGGACGAGAACAAGGAGGCCAGCGCUCUGGGCAUCCAAAACAUCGGUGGGAUUUUCAUCGUUUUGGCAGCAGGCCUGGUGCUCUCAGUCUUCGUGGCCAUGGUGGAGUUCAUCUACAAGCUGCGCAAGACGGCGGAGCGCGAGCAGCGCUCCUUCUGCAGCGCCAUGGCCGACGAGAUCCGGCUGUCGCUCACCUGCCAGCGGCGGGUCAAGCACAAGCCCCAGCCCCCCGUCAUGGUGAAGACGGACGCCGUGAUCAACAUGCACACCUUCAACGACCGACGGCUGCCAGGGAAGGACAACAUGACCUGCAACACUGGAUUGACGCCCGUGUUUCCCUAGGGAAUGGGACCUGGGGGGCGGGAGGGAAGGAAUCGUGUCAGUCAAAGCUGGAUGCACUCUGAACUAGGGAAGAAAGGAUUAAAAAAAAAAAAAAAAAAAAGAGAAAAAAAAAAGAGAAAAAAGCUUGGUUUGGUUCAUUUCAAGAUCAAGGCCUUUAAAACACAGCUGCAUCAAUCACCGGCACAGAAGCACCAACUGCAAAGCACGGACUGUAACAUGGGUCUUGGGGCUUUUCCGUUUCAUUUUUGUUAUUUUCCGUUCUUUAUUUUUUUACAGCUUAGGUCCUACAGGCCUCAUGGAGCCCAAACACACUACCAUCCAGGAGUCUGAUGUUUACAUACCGAAAACACACGGAGGCAAAAACGAAUUGAGCCAAACUGACCCUCAGUGGGUAACGAGGAGCCCCUGAGCGAGGCUUCUUUAGCAUGGCAAUAAAAAGAAACACUUUGCCCCUCCGGGUGUGGAGUGAGCAACGGUCCGAGUGAGCACCCGUCCCAAGGUGACGGACACAGCACAUUUAGGGCACGCUGGUCAGGAAUGAGGAACGCGCCUGCGAAGCUCUGCGAUGCUCCAGGCUGCGCCGCACAUCGACGCAGCUCGUGGUGGCCUUUUGCCCCAAAAGCCGUGCUGGCUGGAGUCACCACAGCACCAAGCCCACGCGGGGGCCUGGAGGGAGAAGGCAACAGAAAUGCUCAUCAGUAGACCCGAGACAGCGACCCUGAAGGGGAGAGCAAGCUUGAGUGACCGGAGUCCUGGCCAGAAACGGGACCACGUGUGUGGGGACUGUGCCACCUCUGAGUGCAAGCACCCCAACGCCAGCCCACGGUGACACUGCGGCUCCGUCACGCUCACACUCAGCCCAGGAGAGGACAGUACGCGUGGUUUAGGACUAAAUGCUCCACGUGGCACCGGAGACCUGCGAGGCGAAGCCUCAGCCUGCAGGGCCGGGGCUGGCCUGGGACAAACAGCACUGUGUGAGCCAAACCUGACACCCCCUCGCCCUGCCCGGUGACCUGCAGCCCCGGCAGCAGCAUCUCCAUGCCAUCUACACAAACACGCUAACACCUUUUGAAGAAAUCUUCCCCAGACUGUGUUCUUAUUUUCAGGUUGCUCAGCCCAGGAGGCUGGUCCUGCGGAUGAUCUCGUCACAAUUACCAAAGACCCCUCUGCUGACCGAACGCACCGCCAGAGUGCCACCGCGCCGCUCCGUCCCUCCGCGGAUGAAUUUCUGCCCGGCCAUCUGCAAAGCAAAACCAACGGAAACGGCCCUGCCCCUGGAAACCCAGAACGUCCCGAGGAGUACUGCAAGGUGCUUAAAAGCUCUGCUUCAAACACGGGCACUGACGAAAAGAGCAACCUUUCCCUGCCUCUUCCCCUGGCAGACGUGGCAGCGCCCUGCUGCUGGACACCCCCACGCCCCGAGCCACAAGGCUUUCCGCAGGGUUUGUCUGGGCCCCAAGGGACAAACCUGCUGCAGCCCACUUAAGAGGUUUUUCCCACCUGUUUCUUUCUCAGUCUGUUACAUGAAGGCUAUCUUUGGAGCUGAUCGGAAGUAGCCAACUAGCUGAAGGGGAGAUCUCUACUUUCCACCCCCCAUCACAGACCAUAAUUUGUCCUUAUUUUGUCUUUCCAUGAUGUAAAGAACCAACACAGUGACCCGAAACAAGAAAGCUAGAUUUGUCACAUUGUGACUCGCGUAAAGAUAUGCAAAGAAUUUACAUUUAUUUUCACCUUUUCAUAGAAACCAUGAAAAAUCAGAGUUGAAAGCUGCCAACUCAACGCAAAUCAUCAUCUUCACAGUUUGCUGACCAAACACCUAGAGCAGAGGACGGGCUGGGAAACGUGGUUGUUUCCCAAAGCUAAAGACGUAUUUUCUGUACUUCUCUGCCAAUCCUUAGGCUUGUCGGAGCAGCAGAGGCUAUGUUGUCUUUGCAGAUUUCUAAGCUCUUAGAAAGGGAUUUCUACAAUCACGCCAGAGAUAAAAACAAAGCCUGAAACUGGCUUUAAGUGUCCUGAGAGUAAAAUACCACCAAAAGCCAUUUUGCUUCUCGGCAGUUUUUUACA
Oxyura jamaicensis (ruddy duck) is the source of this 5146-nucleotide messenger RNA. It is a transcript of the gene GRIK3, whose product is annotated as glutamate ionotropic receptor kainate type subunit 3. The record is from RefSeq and is a predicted model, not a curated record. Gene Ontology annotation, molecular function: kainate selective glutamate receptor activity; transmitter-gated monoatomic ion channel activity involved in regulation of postsynaptic membrane potential. Gene Ontology annotation, cellular component: plasma membrane; presynaptic membrane; kainate selective glutamate receptor complex. Bases 323 to 3082 code for a protein of 919 amino acids. The transcript is spliced from 16 exons. NCBI's taxonomy places the organism in Eukaryota, Metazoa, Chordata, Aves, Anseriformes, Anatidae. Gene Ontology annotation, biological process: synaptic transmission, glutamatergic; modulation of chemical synaptic transmission; monoatomic ion transport.